Molecule: messenger RNA, 1927 nt
Organism: Lagenorhynchus albirostris (white-beaked dolphin)
Lineage: Eukaryota; Metazoa; Chordata; Mammalia; Artiodactyla; Delphinidae
Product: 1,25-dihydroxyvitamin D(3) 24-hydroxylase, mitochondrial
Exons: 10
Coding region: 397-1917 (506 amino acids)
Biological process (GO): cortisol metabolic process; cellular response to peptide hormone stimulus; glucocorticoid biosynthetic process
Cellular component (GO): mitochondrial inner membrane
Molecular function (GO): iron ion binding; heme binding; monooxygenase activity
Source: RefSeq, a predicted model, not a curated record
AAGCGCAGCGCCAGCAGCAUCUCUUCUACCUUCCUAGACACCUCCACUUCGCUACUCCAGAGCUGGAAGUCAGACUUGCAACCAGCAGGCGGACUCAUGUCCUUUCCUUUCCUCUUCCAAGAGCCACCCAACUCCCGGCUGCGCUCCUCCAGCCCCUGCGGCCAGCGCUAGGCGGGCAUCCGCUCCCUGAGGCUGCCGCGCGGUGCAGCGUCGAGCAUCCUCGCCGAGUUCCUUUCUGCCCUCUGUCCGUCUUCCGUCCUCUCCAUCACACCUGCUGCCCCUCUUUGCCUCUCUUCCGCAGAAUCGUCAAGGCCCCAGCUCUCGCCGGCGCCUCUUUAGCCACCUCGCCCUUCCCAGCCCCCGCACAUUCCCAAGCGCCUGGUCUCCCCCGCUGCCAUGAGCUCCCCCAUCGGCAAGAGCCGCUCCCUUGCCGCCUUCCUACAGGAGCUGCGCAGCCUGGGGCAGCCCCCCAGACCCGUGACAUCUACGGCGUGCGCGCCCCGUCGGCCGCGGGAGGUGCCCCUCUGCCCCAUGAUGGAACAGGGCGAGGCGCAAGACGCGGCCGCCCUGCCCGGUCCCACCAAGUGGCCACUGCUGGGCAGUCUGCUGGAGAUUCUCUGGAAAGGAGGGCUCAAGAAACAGCACGACACGCUGGCUGAGUACCACGAGAAAUAUGGCAAGAUUUUCCGCAUGAAGUUGGGUUCCUUCGACUCGGUGCACUUGGGCUCGCCGUGUCUGCUGGAAGCGCUCUACCGCACGGAGAGCGCGUACCCCCAGCGUCUGGAGAUCAAACCGUGGAAGGCCUAUCGCGACUAUCGCGAGGAGGGCUACGGACUGCUGAUCUUGGAAGGAGAAGACUGGCAGAGGGUCAGGAGUGCCUUUCAAAAGAAACUAAUGAAACCAGUGGAAAUUAUGAAGCUGGACAAUAAAAUCAAUGAGGUCUUGGCUGAUUUUACAGGUAGAAUAAGUGAGCUCUGUGAUGAGCGAGGCUGCAUUGAAGACUUGUACAGCGAGCUGAACAAAUGGUCAUUCGAAAGCAUCUGCCUUGUGCUAUAUGAGAAGAGAUUUGGGCUCCUUCAGAAGAACGCAGGCGAUGAAGCUUUGAACUUCAUCAUGGCCAUCAAAACAAUGAUGAGCACAUUUGGGAGAAUGAUGGUCACGCCGGUUGAGCUGCACAAGAGCCUCAACACCAAGGUCUGGCAGGCGCACACUCUGGCCUGGGACACCAUUUUCAAAUCGGGUAACGUGGCCACAUGUACCCAGCAACACUGUCUCCGGAGCUGCUGCCGGAAGGUCUGGAUGAUCUUGGCCUCAGCACCCCAUCCUUUGAUGGAGUUGCUCCUCCGGAUUCUUUUGGGCUUUACAGCAAACAGCUUAAUGUGGAUCCUCUUCAAUUUAUCUCGUAAUCCCCACGUGCAGCAAAAGCUUCUUAAGGAACUUCAGAGUGUACUGCCUGAGAAUCAGAUGCCACGGGCAGAGGAUUUGAGGAAUAUGCCAUAUUUAAAAGCCUGUCUGAAAGAAUCUAUGCGGCUUACCCCGAGUGUGCCAUUUACAACUCGAACUCUUGACAAAGCAAUGGUUCUGGGGGCAUAUGCUUUACCGAAAGGAACAGUAUUGAUGCUAAAUACCCAUGUGUUGGGGUCCAAUGAAGAAAAUUUUGAAGAUUCAAGUCAGUUUAGACCCGAACGAUGGCUUCAAGACAAGAAAAAGAUCAACCCUUUUGCCCAUCUUCCAUUUGGCAUUGGGAAGAGAAUGUGCAUUGGUCGCCGAUUAGCCGAGCUCCAGCUGCACUUGGCUCUCUGCUGGAUCGUCCGCAAAUAUGACAUCGUGGCCACAGACAAGGAGCCUGUGGAGAUGCUGCACUUGGGCAUCCUGGUACCCAGCCGACAGCUCCCCAUUGCUUUCCACCAGAGAUAGGAGGCCUCAG